This is a messenger RNA of Symbiodinium sp. CCMP2592, 1122 nucleotides long. NCBI's taxonomy places the organism in Eukaryota, Dinophyceae, Suessiales, Symbiodiniaceae. The record is from the annotation of a GenBank genome assembly.
AUGCAGCAACAAGUUGUCGCAAGUUGUAUUCUGGGUUCAGCUUUUGCGGCCAGUGCUCAAACUCCCUUGGUCGCCAGUGUAAGCGGACCGACCGCAGAGAUUCGGUUGCUGCAACCCUCGCGCCGGAUCCUGAGCGUCUCUGCCGCUGCAGCAGUGGGAGAAGCCAUACAAACUAUACAGAUUGACAGCAGCCAUAGGAGCCAAGCAACGAGGCAAGCUGCUUCCGAGUUAGCUUCGCAGCUGACGGCCAGGCCAAACGGAAGAAUCGCUGAAACGAAGGGAUGGAUUGACCUUGUCCUUCUGUCUUACUUCUGCGGCGGCGCGCUCUCGAUUGCUCGCGCCAUUGUGCUUCUUGCACAGUUUGCGACAUUGGGCUUUCGCUGGCAGCCGUUCGUCAUCCCCGCUGCCGCUGGUUUCGCAUUCAUCCCCUUGGGCUGGGCAGGAUACUUGGUCUUCAGCGGGCGUGGAACUUGCAGUUAUGCGAAUUCUGCCUUGAACUUCAUCAUCCCAGUCAGCGAUCUACCUGCUUGUGGUGGACGAAGUUACAAUUUCCCUGAAUUUCUGGUCGAGCUCGUGACGCUGUCCGCACUCUUCUCCUCGAUAUACGUCGUUUUCUUGAGCAGGUACUUCAAAGCUCAGUUUGCGUGGUACAGCGAGCCGAAUGCUUCAUGGCUACUGCUCGGAUGUAAGUUGCUACGCAUCCUUGGAGUAUCGGCCAUGAUUGGCUUGGUCGGUGUGGCCUGGAUACCAACGCAUUUCUACAAGCUGAUCCAUCGCACAGCCGCUUACGUUUUCUUUCUGGCGAGCAUUUGGAUGCUCUUCCUUUACGGACUGCUGGUAGCCAGCUUGCCAGACAACUGCCGGCGGCCUUUCCUGCUACCGGCAGCAGUAGGCACCAUGCUGUGGAUUCUUAUGACCAUCUACGGCGUCCAAUUCACUUUCAACUUCUGUGACAAGAUCUGUGGGGGUGGAGAUUUCAGCCAGGAGCCACGUAGUCUGCAGUUGCAGAGAGAAGAGCUGUUCCUGUAUGAGAAGUACCGCGCCUCGCUGCAAGCAAACAGUUUCAUCGUGCCCUGCAGUCGCUUGAGCCAGCUGACCUACUCCGAAACGGGAGAAGCAUAA